UACAGGGGCGCAGCGGUCGGCAGCGGCGGCAUCGUGAGGCGGCGGCAUCGUCAGGCGGGCCCUCCCGGAGGCGGGAGGCCCCCGCCGGGAGCAGGCCGCAGGCCGUCAGGUGAGGGGAGAGGCGGCGGCCAGAUAUUACCAGACAGACAAUAAGAAGCCCACAUAAUUUACCUUCAUACUGACAAUAAGAUCACAAUGAAGAAGAACCUCAAAGGAAUGUUUGUCUCCCCAUACCUUUGUUAAUGACCAUUAGCAGCUAGCAGAUGCUUAUAAUGACCAGGAAAACAUCCACCACGUUUGUGCUUGGCCUGCUCCAGGCAGCCGAAUGAAGGUUUCUUCCAGUUGUUUCCAGAACUCUAUUGCUGAAGCCCCUCUCUUUGUUGGUUGAAUGUUCAUGAAGCCCUUUCCUGAACCAGCUUAGGAGGCUUACGCCUCUUGGAGCCUGUGACAUGGAAGCUUUGGAAGUAGAUGAUAUUAGCCCGGCCUUGGAAGUUACUGAAGAUUUCUUUAGUACUUUUGACAGUAAGUUAGAAAAGGCUGUGCAGCAAGCAGAAGUUUAUGGGAUUCAAGAAGUCCCUGAACUGGUGGGGCACGAGAUAUUCAGUAACGUAACAGACAAUGGUGCUAUCAGAAAUGUUGCCUCCCUGGGCAAAAGGGGCAUGAUUUGGGACCCCUGUAAGAGCAGGCUCUUAGAAACCAAAGUUCAAAAUGUCUUCCCUGCCAAAGUACAGUUUAUGGUCCAGAAAGGGACAACCCCAGAUAAUCUAUCCUGGAUGGAACAAAAAGAAGCGUCAACCUUUAAUUUUUUCAACAUCUGUCAGCGCCGGAGGGACAGACCUCGUUCUGUGAAUGACUUAUUGGAUGAGACCUCUACUUUCAAGCCUGGGCAUGCUCGAUCAAGGUCAGAUAUUACCCAAGUGGACUGGAGGGUAGUCCUCAAAACCACGCCUUUGCAGCAGCAGGAGCAGCAGCAGCAGCCAUCUCUUCAGGGCCUUCACUUCACCAGGCCAUCUUUUCUGACGCCCUCACCAAAUAAGGUAGAAGAUGCUCAAGGAAAUACUGAACACAAGCAAGCAUUCCCAAACAUUCUAAAGAAGGGUUACCUGGAGAUUAGGAAGGACCAUGACAGUUACUGGCAAAGCUGCUACGCAGAACUCUCCCCCUACAGCUUAUGCGUCUACAGCCUCGACAGCAGUGGGAAUCAAAACCUCCAUGCCACCUACCAGCUUUCACACUUCCAGAGCAUAUCCGUUUUGGGCAACCUUGAGGCCAGGCUGGUGGAUACUGUUCUGUAUGACAACACUCAGCUACAGCUAAAGGCAGAGUCACCAUGGGAGGCUUUGGACUGGGGCCAGAAGCUCUGGGAAGUCAUGCAUGCUGCCAUGCCUGAUUAUGUGGGACGGCAGGAUGAACUGGCCAACUCCCCAAGGCUUGGUCAUCAUGUUGACUGUACACAGCAUCAUUGUUUACAGCAGAAAUCCAGUGAGCUGCUCAUGCUGUCCCCUAUCUUGGAUAGCCCCAAACAGUACCAAAACAUUCUCAAAUCAGGGACACUCUACAGGCUAACUGUCCAAAAUAACUGGAAGGCAUUUACAUUUGUGCUGAGCAGGGCCUGCCUUAUGGCUUUUCAGCCCGGCAAGCUAGAUGAGGACCCCCUGCUAAGCUACAAUGUGGAAGUGUGUCUGGCUGUCCAGAUGGACAAUCUGGAUGACUGUGACUCUUGCUUUCAAGUCAUUUUCCCCCAGGAUGUCCUCCGCCUCCGUGCCGAGACCCGGCAGAGGGCUCAGGAGUGGAUGGAGGCUCUGAAAACAGCUGCCAAUGCAGCGAGGAGUUCAGAGCAAAACCUGCAAGUCACACUGAGAAACAAACCCAUGGAUCUGAUGGGUGGGCGUGAACUCAGGAAGAGCAAACGUCAGUCCGUGACCACCAGCUUCCUCAGCAUUCUGACAACUCUGUCUUUGGAACGAGGACUCACUGCUCAGAGUUUCAAAUGUGCAGGAUGCCAGCGAUCUAUAGGCCUUUCCAGUGGGAAAGCCAAGGUGUGCAAUUACAGUGGGUGGUAUUACUGCAGCAGCUGCCAUGUGGACGACAGUUUUCUCAUUCCAGCACGCAUAGUCCACAACUGGGAUACUUCAAAAUAUAAGGUGUCUAAGCAGGCCAAGGAGUUUCUGGAGUACGUGUACGAGGAGCCCCUGAUCGACAUCCAGCAGGAGAACCCCCUGCUGUACCAGCACGCCGAGCCGCUGGCCACCGUGGCGCGGCUGCGACAGCGGCUGACGUCGCUUCGAGCCUAUCUGUUCAGCUGCCGGGCAGCGGUGGCGGAGGAUCUGCGCCGCAGAAUUUUCCCCAGAGAAUACCUCCUUCAACAGAUCCACCUAUAUUCCCUCGCCGAUCUGCAGCAGGUGAUAGAAGGAAAGCUGGCUCCAUUCUUGGGCAAGGUCAUUAAAUUUGCCGCCUCCCACGUGUACAGCUGCAGUCUCUGUAGCCAGAAGGGGUUCAUCUGUGAAAUCUGUAACAACGGCGAGAUUCUCUACCCUUUUGAGGAUAUUUCAACAAGCAGGUGUGAAAGCUGUGGAGCCGUUUUCCAUUCUGAAUGCAAAGAAAAGUCUGUCCCCUGCCCGAGGUGUGUCCGCCGAGAGCUGCAGAAGAAGCAGAAGUCUUUCUGGCGGAGGCUGAAUAUGGAUGAGAGCCUGGAGGAGGCUUGCAACAUGUUUGAGCUGUCCUACCAGAACACCUGACUCAGCAGGAGCCCGAGGCCAGGGACUGACCUCUGGAUGACCCGUCAGCCCCAGUGGCUCCCUAACAAGCCAGUUAGACCCCUUUGGGAGAAGAGUUAUGUCUCAUCUUUAGCUAGAUAUAGACAUACAUUUAUAUGUACACACAUGCAUACCUAUACGUCCUGUGCGUAUGUUCUGUAGAAAGUCGUUGUCUAAAAGGUCCAUGCAGCCUCUGUGGCUCAAACAGUUACCAAUAGCUGAAUUAUACUUAGCCAUGAAUUUCAGCUGCUUGCUCCCUAGCAAAAUGUGGUUUACACACAAAGCUUUAUAGUUUAGACUUUUUUUUGGCUCUCGGGGGCUAUUUUAUUAAACAGGACCCAGGAGAAAACAUGUCCUGCAGAACAGCAGCGCUUCAGGUUAUUUUGUGUUAUUUAUUUUUAGCCUUCACAGAGGAUGAGGUACCUGAGACAAGCGCCCAUCAUCAUCUGUUUCAUAAGAAAAUCUUCACAACAUAGGAAUGCCUCCUGGACCCUUCCCUGGGUCUCUCCCCUCGGUUUCUUCUGCAGAGGUGGUUUCUGAGCCAAGCAGCUUGGGAAUCAGCAACGCACGCACCCUUGGACAGGAAGCACGUGCCCUGAUUUACCAGGAGAGCUGGUUCUGGUUUGCGAGUUCAUCAAAGAAAGUUCCUCCUAAGAAAAGAAGAGAACUCAGUGACCAGUAACUACAUGUCGGCGGCCUUUUUGUUGGUACAAAGCCCAUCACCCACCCAAGGAUGCGACGCUCCACCAUAUUGACAGGUUGCGAACAUGGCUCUCUUAAGAGCUGUUUUCCAGGGGUUUCGUGGUGAUAUUUAUGAUUGUUUAAUGGUCCUGGCCUGAGGAAAUUUCCUAGCAUUGUUUUUCAAUGUUUGGGUUUGUAGACUGGUAGGCAGAGUAUGUAGUGCAUACAUUCCAAGAGACAGUCUUCAAUUUCUUUUCACAGAAUCCUGUGUAGGCAAUUCCUACUGAUUCAUUUUAAAUGUUUUAUUUCUCAUUGUUCUUCAUUGCACUUGCAUUUUGACCUUUAAUUUGUCAUUUUAACCAGUUCUACUUUCAUAUUUUUUUAAUUGUUUAAAAAAUCAAAGUAACAUGGAACUCCAAAAUACCAACUUUAGAAUAUUAAGAAAAUACCAAACUUACAAAUAUAAUUAAUGAAUUAAACCUAAUAUUGUUUAAAUAUAUAUAUACACACACAUAUAUAAUUGCCUCGUUAAAGUAAAAAAAAGAAGUGCUAAAAUAAUAUCAUAGGAAUAAGAAAUAUAAUGAAUUGCUUCGCCCUCAGCAGGGUAAUGUUGUCCCAUGCAAUCCCCUUUUAAGAGCCAGCAUAGCAGCCGCUGUGAUGGAAAGGGCAGGUGGGGUGAGGCUGGGAUCAUGGCUCCCAUUCCUUCCACCUUAUCUCUUCCCAGAACAGAAAAAUAAGCUUAUACUGAAGCAAUUCUUAGUGGACUGUAUGAGAAGAUUCUGUGUGUUUCUACUGAGCAGAUGCCUUCAAUGCCUUCCUGGUUUAGUAGUUUCACUACUCUUAGGAUGGAGAAUCAGUGGCUCCCAAAGGACACGGUACAUUUACCCCACUGCUCCUUGCCCCCACACUAUGCUCCUCCAGAUCCCAACUCAUGAUACUCCGUCCGUGUAGAGAUAUGAUGUUUCAGACUUUUGUGCAGAAAGUUAGGCAUAAGCAUUUCACCUCUCAACUCACGCCGGUCCCUUUGACCACACAUUUCAACUGAAGAGCUUGGCACCACAGACGCAUUGAUUUUCUGAUUCGACAGGAGCUGUAACCAAGGCCUGACAGGCCCAUUCAUGAGACGCCUUACCGUGCCUUUACUCUUGGAAAACAGGUUGACUUUCCCCUACUCUUGUUACAGAGAACGUGUGCACUAAAGAAAAGGGGGGCAAUCUUAAACAAGUGCUUGGCAAACAGGCAAACAGAUUUGGUCAUCUCUUCUUCCCUCCUCUCCUUCGUGAAAUACAGUAUUUAUAUUUUCCAGCCUUGGAGAAGAGAGAACAGGAUCUUUCACGAGAGAAUUACAGACCUGCUUAUUAUAAAACAGAUGUGCUCCGAUGGCAAAGUGCCUUUUCCCUCCGCCCCAGCUCCCAGUCACCAAAGCUUGCUCUGCCUUCCCUAUAAUUAAUGUACCGUGAUUCCAGCUCUCAGCAGCCACCCCAGCGCUCUGCACUGGAGGCUGACGUGCAGGGCCGUCUCCUCCCCUUCAGGCACGUUUGGUCUGUGUACAGAACUUCCUGCCCCAACUCCCAGGCACCCAGAGUCAGACCUGCCAUGAGUCGGGGUGAAAUUCUGGACCCUGUUCUAAAGGUCUUUGUUUCCACCAAUGCCCAGUUAGAGGGCCCUGCUAACUAUGAGCAGUCCCUGCUACCCAGAACCGGAACUGGACCCCAGCUGUGCUGUUUUCUCUCCUUUUUGUACAUCCCUGACAGCCUGCUGGUGCUGGCCGCAGGCCUACACAACCUUCAGCACCACCACCAAAAGCUGAUAGGACAGAGCAGAGCUGGCUUAGGAGUUGGGUCAGCCAUGAGAAUUCAAAAUUGUUGUUUUCAGCCCAGAAUGCCUUAGAGCACAUGAACGCCCUUACUGUUUUCAACCCUAACAGAUUACCUGGUACACUAUUAGGUAAUUGUUCCACUGCUUAGAAGCUGUCGAAACAAAAGCAAAUCUGUGGAUUACCACCUGCUUAAGACCAAGCUAAUACCUGCUUUCCCUCAUGUUCCGUUUUUCAUCCCAUAUUAAAUAUCUUGCACAUAAAGCACGUGAGAAAAUGGCCAAUUAAUCUUCUAGAGCUGGCAGCCGACUCAGAGGACACUCUCUUCACUUGAAAUGCCCAUUCCCCGGUGUAUCACUUAAGGAAAUCCCUCCUAACAGUGCCAGAAACUCAUUUGAGACAGUCCAACCCGGUGAAGUGUUGGCAUCUAAGCCACAGUAGAGAAGCCAGUUCCUAAAAUAGACCCCGGUCUGCACCACGGCAGGAAGGCCACAAAAUACCUAAAAAGCAGUAGAUGGGAAUGGCAGCCAUGUUCUUCCAGGGCUGCUUUCUCCCAAAGCUGGAAACCUCUUUAUGUGAAAACCAUGUAAAAUCUCAUCUUCCCCUUUGCUUCACCACCUCUCCAGGGGACUGCAUGAGAGUCGUUUUCACGUCUGCAGCACUGAAGGCUAAUCUUUUCAGGAGCUUUAAUAUUUGAUUAGCCAAGAAGGUAAUCG
Diceros bicornis minor is the source of this 5969-nucleotide messenger RNA. RefSeq names its product pleckstrin homology domain containing M3 (gene PLEKHM3). The record is from RefSeq and is a predicted model, not a curated record. The coding region runs from base 450 to 2738 and encodes 762 amino acids. The transcript has 9 exons. NCBI's taxonomy places the organism in Eukaryota, Metazoa, Chordata, Mammalia, Perissodactyla, Rhinocerotidae.